UCUAAGGAGUUGCAGUUCCAACUUAGGUGCUCAGUUCCUACAUGGUUACUGGCUUCUCAGUUUUGAAGCAGCACCCUUCUCGGGGGUUUCCUUGAUACAGCUGUGGGCCUGGGUGCCCAUUGCCCCCCAUGCUACAGAGAUGGUUCUAGAGUUUGAGGAACCUCGAAGAGGCCCCAGAAGAUUCCUCCUGGGUUCUUUUCCCAUUAUUUUUCCAUCCUAUCAGCUAGAGAAAGGGUCAUUGCUAGAGAUCUACUGUUUAUUAAGUUAUUGGAUGGAACUCGUCCCCACCCUCCUGGAAGAGGAAAAGUUCCUCUCUACUGCUCUGGCUGACGCCAAACUGCGAGAGUGUGUCGGCAGUGAAGACAAGCGGGAUCUCGUGCUGCUGCUGGUGUCCCCGCUCCUUACACGGCUGCAUUUGCUUCACCUGCCUUAUGUGCAGAAGCCCUUUACUCCUGAUGUGGAACAGCUGUUCCUGGGGCCUCAAGGUCAGCGUUAUGGGCAGGUGGAGCCUAGCCAGGCAGAGAAGCUUUGUCAUCUGCAUGAUCGGAAGGUGAACCUCCAUAGAGCUGCCUGGGGCGAGUGCAUUGUUGCUCCCAAGUAUUUCCACUUUCCUCUUUGUCAGGGCAUCUGCCUGACCGUGAACAGUGAGUACCAGGAGACCAACUUCCAGUGCCACAAGAGAGAGGCCCCUACCUGUUCCGGGAUCUUCCAGGUCUGUGGUCCUAUCAAGGUCAGGAUUUUUUCCUUGAUGAUCCAGGAUGAUGAACACAAGAUGAGUGUGCACCAUAUGAACACAUCCUUGAUAGAAAAGUGUGGCUGCUUUUGAAACACCUGGACUCCUGCCACUCAAAUCUUGGACGCCCAUGAUGAGUUGGGGUUGUUUCUCACAACAUGAAAGUCUUUUGAAGGGCAGUGGGUUUGGAUUUAUUUCUCAAAAUAUAGUAAGAAGGAUGGAAUAAUAAAGGGAACCCUUCCUUGUAUGCUUGUACUCCAAUACUGUUCUCAUCCCUUUCACCACUAGGAGAGUUAAGGUCCAUUGUGUAUUUAAAUGUAUGAAUAUUGGUCUGGAUUGGGUGUUGGCCACAUUGGGGGUCACAUGGGUGGGGAAGAAACUGAUAAUAGAUGUGUCUACCCUUGCAGUCUACCCUUGCGGUCGGGGAAAAGUACUACUAGCGUUCAACAGGUCUCUGGUUUGGGAACUCUCAAGCUAUUAUCCUGGUCUUGCUCUUCUCUGUACCAGGGGCCUGGGGUUGGCUCAAAGCUGGUCUGGGUAUUGGAAUGUCAGUUCCUUCUCACCUAGUAUUCCCAGCCUCUUUGGAGAGAAUGAGGUCUUUAGUCAAUGGAGUACCAGGUCCUGGCUGGCCAUGGGCGUGGGUCACAGGCUUUAGAUGAGGACCCCAGACAACAAGGCACAGAUAACUGGAGACUGGCUUUUGGAAACAGGGGCCUUUGGCCUCAAGGAAAAGCUAAUUCUCUCAUUUAAGCAAGUUUCUGCCUAGUGACUGGCUUACUAAGUUAAUAUGGUAUUUAAUUAUAGUACAAGUGUGUGGGUCUCUUGUGUUAGAAAUAUACUUCUUACUACCUGUAUAUCUGAAUCAGUAUAAAUGAAUGUACACUUGGUCUUAAAUCUUACUGUUAAGAUUUAAGAGAAAAGAAAGCA
Messenger RNA from Condylura cristata (star-nosed mole), 1660 nucleotides. RefSeq lists its product as uncharacterized. The record is from RefSeq and is a predicted model, not a curated record. Bases 140 to 826 code for a protein of 228 amino acids. The transcript is spliced from 3 exons. NCBI's taxonomy places the organism in Eukaryota, Metazoa, Chordata, Mammalia, Eulipotyphla, Talpidae. Gene Ontology annotation, molecular function: growth factor activity.